Molecule: messenger RNA, 760 nt
Organism: Macrosteles quadrilineatus (aster leafhopper)
Lineage: Eukaryota; Metazoa; Arthropoda; Insecta; Hemiptera; Cicadellidae
Exons: 2
Coding region: 38-730 (230 amino acids)
Source: RefSeq, a predicted model, not a curated record
ACAAAAUUUCAUUUAUGAUAAAAAUACAAAAUCAAUUAUGAAUUGGUACAAGUUAUUGGCGUGGGGAGCUGUUUUGUCCUGGGCUGUGUUUUCUGCUUACUACAUUUCAACAGCCAAGAUGAAACUGAAACUCACAGACCUUCUGUUGAUGAUGCCGCAGUGCUGUCAGAUGACAGAUCUAGUUGGUAGUGGCUACGUGGUGUUCUCACCAGAAACAAUGAUCAAGUUCUGUUUCGGUUUUCUUCUCCUGUAUUUCGUCACUUGGUGGAUCACAGCAGAAGAGGUGGUGGGCAAAACUGACACCGAAGUCUCCAAACUGGUGGAAUAUGUCGAGACGCAAAUUUUAAACGAUGAGGAAACCAAGGAGGUUUUACUGGACACUUCUAAGUCUCUUGUGGACAAGAUAGAUCUGGAGUUUCAACAUUGUGCAGCGUUGAUCGCAAUUAACAAUGAGACACCAGGCCAAAGAGUGGGAGGAGAGGUUGAGUGGGCGACAGGAGAGACAAGUUCAGAGGACGAUGAUGCAACAAGGGAGAUCUUUGGAGCCCAUGUUAAAACACCUAAACAAACACAAGAUGAGCAAAUUCUCAGAAGUUUUAUCUACCCCGAUGAGGAACUGACUGAACACUCGACUAUCAAAUGUGUAAAAGAACCAAAUCUGAAAAGUCUUUUGUCCGAUGAUAAAUGUAAAACCAAAGCAUCGUGUCAAGUUACAGAAGUGCAUACAUAAUCAUUUUACAAUAAAAUUAUUAUGUAUUUU